AUGCUUCAAACGCAGACCCAGCACGUUUUUUCUCAUCAGCAUCAGUACCCGCAGGCUGAUCCCUCGUGGCUGCAACAUCAGCAGCAGCACCACCAAGCCCAUCCGCACCAGGCUCAGCAACAGCAGCAUUCUUUGGCCGCCCAACAGCAUGCCCAAGUUCAGGCGGCCGCUGCCGCUGCCGCCGCCGCUCAACAACAACACUACACCCGGAUCGCUAUGGCAGGAAAUGCCGGUGCUGGUAACCCUUCCCAGGGAGCCGGUGCUGGAGGGUUAGGUGGGGAUGGUGCUUUGUCGGGUGCGGUGUCGGUAAUGGAUGGCGGGAUCAGCGACGAGAACCGCAAGGUCUUCAUCUGGGUCGCAGAACUCCUGGAUCCGAAUCGCAGAGAGGCGGCUCUCAUGGAGCUCAGCAAGAAGAGAGAGCAGGUUCCGGAGCUCGCGCUGGUGAUUUGGCAUUCUUUCGGAGUCAUGACUGCACUACUUCAAGAGAUCAUCUCUGUAUACCCGCUGUUGAAUCCUUCUCAGCUCACUGCCGCGGCCUCGAAUCGAGUUUGCAAUGCGCUGGCUCUGCUUCAGUGUGUCGCUUCCCACAACGAAACCCGUACUCUAUUUCUGAACGCGCACAUUCCUCUUUUUCUAUACCCCUUCCUCAACACGACGUCCAAGUCGCGCCCUUUCGAAUACCUUCGUCUCACCUCGCUCGGAGUGAUCGGAGCCCUGGUCAAGAAUGACUCCUCUGAUGUUAUCAACUUCCUUCUCACCACCGAAAUCAUCCCCCUCUGCCUUCGCAUCAUGGAGACGGGCUCCGAGCUGAGCAAGACGGUCGCGAUUUUCAUUGUGCAAAAAAUUCUCCUCGACGAUAUCGGCCUGGCGUACAUCUGCGCGACCUACGAAAGAUUCUAUGCCGUGGGUACCGUCUUAAGUAAUAUGGUUACUCAACUAGUGGAGCAACAGACUGUUCGACUUCUCAAACAUGUCGUACGUUGUUUCCUUCGGUUGAGCGACAACAGCAGAGCGCGGGAAGCUCUGCGACAGUGUCUUCCCGAACCGCUGCGAGAUGCGACCUUCUCCUCCGUCCUCCGUGAUGACGCUGCCACCAAGCGUUGCCUGGCGCAGCUCCUCAUCAACCUCUCGGAUAAUGUCUCCGACGGCGCACCGGGUGUUGCCAUGUAA
Molecule: messenger RNA, 1170 nt
Organism: Aspergillus fijiensis CBS 313.89
Lineage: Eukaryota; Fungi; Ascomycota; Eurotiomycetes; Eurotiales; Aspergillaceae
Product: Rcd1-like cell differentiation family protein
Exons: 4
Coding region: 1-1170 (389 amino acids)
Biological process (GO): negative regulation of translation; mRNA catabolic process
Cellular component (GO): P-body; CCR4-NOT core complex; CCR4-NOT complex
Source: RefSeq, a predicted model, not a curated record